GACAAUUAUGUCACUUUGACCAUUUACUCACAUGACUUACCCUUCUUAAAUUCCCCUCCACCUGCCUCCUCUACACUUCCAUGCUCUAAAUUUUUUUCUUCUUUUCUUACUCUCUCAGUCUCUCUUACUCUAGUGAUUCUCAUUUUUGUAACAAGGGAAAGAAAAAAAAAAUGAGGUUCUCAAGUUGUCUCUUGAUUUCAUUUCUUGUUGUAGUGGUUUUCUCAGUAGCUCAUGGGGAUCCUCUUGUUCCUGCACUAAACAUAUUUGGGGACUCUGUGGUUGAUGUGGGAAACAAUAACAACCUUUAUACACUGGUCAAGGCAAACUUUCCUCCUUAUGGCAGAGACUUUGUUAGUCACAGUCCCACUGGAAGAUUUUGCAAUGGAAAGCUUGCCACAGAUUUUACUGCUGAGUUCCUUGGUUUCACUUCAUAUCCACCUGCUUACCUUAGCCAGGAAGCCACUGGCAAGAACCUCUUGACCGGAGCCAAUUUUGCCUCAGCUUCUUCUGGUUAUUAUGACAGUACAGCCCAGCUAUAUCAUGCCAUUUCAUUGAGCCAGCAGUUGAAUUACUACCAGGAAUACCAGACCAAAGUUGUGAACAUGGUUGGAUCAGCCAAAGCCAAAUCCAUAUUUUCUGGUGCAAUCCACCUCCUGAGUGCAGGAAGCAGUGAUUUCAUUCAGAACUACUAUAUCAAUCCCCUCCUUUAUAGAGCAUACUCGCCUGAUCAAUUCUCAGACAUCCUCAUCAGAUCUUACUCGACCUUCAUUCAGAACCUCUAUGGACUGGGGGCAAGGAGGAUUGGCGUGACAGGCCUACCGCCAACAGGGUGUUUGCCUGCAGCCAUCACGCUUUUUGGCUUAGGAAGCAAUCAGUGUGUUGAAAGAUUGAACAAAGAUGCCAUUUCAUUCAACAAAAAGAUAAACAGCACAUCUCAAAGUUUGCAGAAAAAACUUCCCGGUCUCAAGCUCGUGGUGUUUGAUAUCUACCAGCCUCUGUUAGAUAUGGUUACAAAGCCUGCUGACAAUGGCUUUUUUGAAUCAAGAAGAGCUUGCUGCGGAACAGGUACAGUAGAGACCUCACUGCUUUGCAAUGCCAGGUCACCAGGGACAUGCUCCAAUGCGACAGAUUAUGUGUUUUGGGAUGGAUUCCAUCCCUCUGAAGCCGCUAAUAAGGUCUUGGCUAGCGAUCUACUUUCGCAGGGAAUCUCCCUCAUCUAGUAAAGUUAUGCUGACAACACUUUUGUCUGAAUGAGUGGUAGAAUGAAAUUAAUCUGUUUUAUUUAACUUAUUUAGCUUAUGCAUAACAUUCUAGGUACAACUGUACUUUUUCCCAGCUUAUUUUUUAAGCCCAAUAAGCCAAUGAAAAGAAGCUCUCUCAAACAA
Messenger RNA from Quercus robur (English oak), 1385 nucleotides. Its product is annotated as GDSL esterase/lipase At5g03820-like. Gene Ontology annotation, molecular function: hydrolase activity, acting on ester bonds. The record is from RefSeq and is a predicted model, not a curated record. The transcript is spliced from 5 exons. NCBI's taxonomy places the organism in Eukaryota, Viridiplantae, Streptophyta, Magnoliopsida, Fagales, Fagaceae. The coding region runs from base 171 to 1220 and encodes 349 amino acids.